This is a messenger RNA of Diabrotica virgifera virgifera (western corn rootworm), 2537 nucleotides long. RefSeq lists its product as uncharacterized. Bases 164 to 2326 code for a protein of 720 amino acids. Lineage: Eukaryota; Metazoa; Arthropoda; Insecta; Coleoptera; Chrysomelidae. Gene Ontology annotation, cellular component: lysosome. Gene Ontology annotation, biological process: immune response. The record is from RefSeq and is a predicted model, not a curated record. The transcript has 8 exons. Gene Ontology annotation, molecular function: cysteine-type endopeptidase activity.
CCCAUUCCUCCUUCUCUUGUGCCAUUGAAAUCUUCAUACCGCCUCGAGCUUUAAGCAUCAUUAAGAAGUAACAAAUUAUGUAGUGGUGGUCACAGUUCACCAGUGGACCAGUGUCGUUCUGUCUCUCGAAAAAUAUACAUUUCCACUCGCAAAAAUUCGGACAAUGAAGGGCACACUGCUUUUCUUGGUCCUGUUAAUAUCAUCAACUAUUGCCCAACAUCGAAUAGUUAGAGCUAAGUUAGGUAAUCUGGGAGCACCUCAAACCAUAGAUUUACCAGACUUAGGCUUCGCACAAGGUUUUUUACCCUCAUCUUUGGCAAAUGCUAAACAUGUGAAUAUUAAAAUAAGUAAAGCAAAAUCUUCAGGAUUUGGCGCAGGUAGUGGAAACGCUGAACAUGGAGAAAAUAUUGGAUUUACUGCAAGAGGUGCAUUCUCCGAUAAUUCUGGUGCCAAUAUUAAUGGAAUUAGAGGAGGGUUUGGUUUUUCCUCUAAUGGAGGUAGUACAGCAAGUGCAGGCAAUACAGGAUUUGGAGUCAAAGCACAGUUAUCCGCUAACAAUGCAGGUGUUAGAGGAGGAUUUGAUUUUUCCUCCAAUAGAGGUAAUGCCGUAAAUGCAGGAAAUACAGCAUUUGGAGCAACAGGACUGGACAACUCCGCAAAGGAUUCAGCUAACUUCCAUCAAAAUACCGGAAAAAUUAAUAAUGAAAUUAGAGGAGGUUUUGGUUUCUCAUCACAAGGCAGCUUAUCUGGAAAUACUGGAUUCGGUUUUACUUCCAACGAAGGUAACACUGGCACAACAAGUAAUGGAAAUCUUGAUACCGGCGUUACUCUUGACUCCUUCGAAUUCUUUGACAAACAUUUACAUGAAGCCGGUCCACACUUAUCACCUUUUCCAAUUAUUCCAUCAAAUAUUUCUCAUGAAGAUAGAGGAUCCCAACAUCAAAGUGGGUUCUCUGGCGGUUUCACAAAACUACCUGGAACAUCAAUUCCUCAACCAUUUAAUCAUAAUCAGGGAGCUUUUAAUGACUUCCCUGGUACACGUCCACCUACAAAAACAACAACAAAACCCACGACAACAACGACUACAACUACGCCACGUCCAUUCGAAUUUUCUGGUCAUAUCCCAACCUUACCAGUGCACGAUUUUACUGCUAGUGCUCCUCGACCUGUCCAAGAUUUUGAAAACAAUCUUCCACAACCUGUCCAAGAUUUUAGAAAUAAUCCUCACCCACCUGUACAAGAUUUUAGAAACAAUAUUCCGCCACCUGUGCAAGAUUUUGGAAACAAUCCUCCUCAACAUACACAAAACGUUAAUCAACUAUCUGCGGAUUUCCCUCAGGUACCAGCUCUGUCUGGACAAAGUUUCGAAGAGGUUAUAGAACAGGAAUGGAGUUCUUUUACAACGAGAUUUAAUAAAGUGUAUGCCAGCCAAGAUGAAGCAAGAUUUAGGCGAGAAGUUUUUAUCGAAAACAGAGCAAAAAUUAUGCGGUUCAAUAUGGAUUACGCCGAAGGAAGAAGAAACUUUGUCUUCAAAAUUAACGAGUUUGCCGAUAUGUUGCUUCACGAAUUCAAUAACAACUUUAACGGGUUCAAUAGAAGUAGAAGGGAACCUGAUGUACCUUUGAAACCAGCUUCAACAUUCGUCCCGAGUGCGAAUGUUGUUUUCCCGGACAGUGUCGACUGGAGGAUGGUAGGAGCUGUCAGCCCUGUUAAGAGUCAAGGAAAGUGCGCAGGUUGUUGGGCUUUUGCCGCGGCCGGAGCAUUAGAGGGUCACACCUUUAGGAAAACUGGAAAGUUAGUCGAAGUCAGCGCCCAAAAUUUGAUCGAUUGCACACAACCGUAUGGAAAUAAUGGAUGUGCGGGUGGACUAAUGGAUCCUGCAUUCGAAUAUGUAAGAGAUAACAACGGUGUCGACUCGGAUCAAUCGUAUCCUUAUGAAGGAGUGAACGGACAGUGCAGAUUUAGGAGAGAGGAUGUUGUUGCCACAUGUACUGGUUUUGUGGAUAUAGGAGAGAACGACGAAAAAGGUUUAGAGAUAGCUCUAGCAACUUUAGGUCCAGUGACAGCAGCAAUCGAUGCCGGUAAGGAGACUUUCCAGUUUUACUCAGAGGGAAUAUACGAUGAUCCAGCUUGCGGAAAUACCCCUGAACAAAUGAACCACGCAGUUCUAAUAGUUGGAUAUGGACAAGAAGCUGAUGGUAGAAAAUACUGGUUGGUGAAAAAUUCAUACGGUCCCAACUGGGGUAUAGGAGGAUAUGUAAAGAUGGCCAAGGAAAAUAAUAACCAAUGUGGUAUUGCCAUUCAAGCUAGUUAUCCGCUAGUGUAAAGUAUUUUAGAAUAAAUAACUUAAAAAACAAUAAUUAAGAGUUUUGUACAUAUUACUUAUAUUUAUAUCUUUGAAGUUUGUACCGAGUACCUACCGUAUUGUAUACAAUAUUAGAAGAAAAACAGAGUUUGAAUUAUAAGAACUUAAAAAUGUCAAGCAUACAGACUGAAAUGAAAGUAGAAAUGAAUUUUAAUAAAAAAGCCUAACUUUU